AUGCGGCUUUUGUUUCUAAUUUUGUUUCUGUGUUUUGUGCUUUGUGAUAGCUUCGAUAUGAUAAUCGGUGAUACAGUUCACAGAAAAAUGGUCUUCCACCAGAGGGUUAAGGAUUUUGCGAUACCAUUUAAGAAGAGAAUUAAAAUCUUAACGUAUAAAGAUCCAGAAAAUAGAAUCAUUAAGGGAGUUGCUGCAAUAGAUAAUGACUUCUCACACGCUAGCGCAAAUAUUACCGACGGUGGAGUUGGAUUUUCUUACGUCACAGUGAGGAUGAAGAGCCAGAGACAUCACCCGCUUAACUUUGAAGUUGAGAUUUACGUCUGA
Danaus chrysippus (African queen) is the source of this 324-nucleotide messenger RNA. The record is from the annotation of a GenBank genome assembly. NCBI's taxonomy places the organism in Eukaryota, Metazoa, Arthropoda, Insecta, Lepidoptera, Nymphalidae.